AUGUCUGAAAGAGAUUCCACUAAGAUGCUAGCAUUCUUCUUCUAUGUCGCUUUCUUUGCAUCUGCUGCUGCUAGAGAUAGUGAAGCAGAAGCUCUGUUGAAGUGGAGAGAUAGCUUUAACAAAGAAAGCACAUACACCUUGUCAUCUUGGAAGAAUGAUACUAAUCCUUGCAAAGACUUGUGGAGGGGAAUUUCUUGUGAUGAGUCCAUGUCUGUGAUCAACAUAAGUCUCUCAAACCAUAGCCUUCAAGGUAUGCUUUCCAAUCUCAACUUCACUGCCUUUCCUAAUCUCCUCUACUUCAAUAUAAGUUACAACCAAUUUUAUGGAUCCAUUCCCCACGAAAUUGGUAAUUUGUCCAGAAGUUUGAUGUUGAGUGUGUCAGAUAAUCCAUUAAUUAGGGGUCCCAUUCCUCCUGAAAUCUGGAACCUAACCACUCUAAAUAGUCUUGAUCUUAGUGCAUGUAGUCUCACAGUACCAAUUCCCCAAGAAAUUGGGAAUUUGAGGAAUUUGAGCCUCCUAUAUCUUGGAAGAAGUUCCUUUUCUAGUCUCAUUCCUAAAGAGAUUGGAAUGCUAAGCAAUCUUGUAGACCUUUGUUUGCAAAGCAACUCUCUAUCAGGGAGAAUCCCAUCAUCAAUUGGAAAUUUGACCAAGUUACAGAUACUUUUUCUUUAUGAGAACAAUCUCGGGGGUCCUAUUCCUACUGGAUUAUGGAGUCUCUAUUCUCUCAUUAGUAUUCAAUUACAUGGCAAUGGAUUUUCUGGGCCAAUCUCUCCCUCUAUUGGAAACCUGACAAAUCUCAGAGACUUAACCUUAGCUGAUAAUAGACUAGUACUUUCUGUUCUAAUUCCUCAAUCCAUUGGUAACAUGAUCAAUUUAAACCAACUCUUUCUACAAAAUAAUAGUCUUUCAGGACAUAUUCCUUCCACCAUAGGAAACAUGACAAAGCUCGAUACUCAUGGAUUAAUGAAGAACAAUCUUAGUGGUCAACUUCCACAGGAAAUGAAUAACUUAAGUUGUUAUAGUUUACAACUGGGUGGUAAUCAUUUCCAUGGCCAUUUGCCACAACAGAUUUGUCAACAUAAGAGAUUAUAUAGGUUUGUUGCUAGAGGUAACCAGUUCACUGGUCCUAUUCCAACUAGUUUGAAGAACUGUUUUAGUCUAAAAAGACUCAUGUUUCAGACUAACCAAUUAGUUGAUAAUAUCACGGAUGCUUUUGGAGUAUAUCCUCAUUUGAACUACAUUGAUCUAAGUGGAAAUCAAUUGUAUGGCCACCUUUCAUCUAGGUGGGGAGAGUAUCUAAAUCUCACACAAUUGGUUAUUCACAAUAACAAGUUUUCUAGCAGUAUACCACCAGAACUAGGAGAGGUAACUAAGCUUGGUUUACUUAAUCUGUCUUUAAAUCUUUUGUUUGGACAAAUUCCAAAACAACUUAGGAAGUUGACCAUGUUGACAAAACUCUUUUUGACCCACAAUAACUUCUUUGGUAGCGUCCCCUCAAAUAUAAGAUCACUUAGUCGGCUUGAAACUUUGGAGCUGGCAGCAAAUAAUUUCAAUGGCACAAUCACAAGAGAGCUUGGAGAAUUAAAAAGCUUAAAGUUCUCGAACUUGAGCAAAAACAAAUUUGAUGAAAGCAUUCCCCUUGAGUUUGGUCAACUCCAACAUCUUGAACAACUUGAUCUUAGUGACAAUUUGUUAACUGGAAAAAUACUGGCAAGACUUGGAAUAUUACUUGCAUUGCAAAUAUCUUCUUGGGACGGGGGCCAAGGAAGUGUUUAUAGGGCUAAGUUGUGUACAGGUGAUGUUGUUGCUAUAAAGAAGCUUCAUUCAAUGCCAAGUGGGGAAAUCUCCAACAAGAAAGCUUUCACAAGUAAUAUUCAAGCUUUGACAGAGAUCAAACAUUGUAACAUUGUGAAAUUGUAUGGGUUUUUUUCCAAUUCACAAUUCUCCAUUUUGGUUUAUGAGUUCUUGGAAGGUGGUAGCUUGGACAACAUACUAAAGAAUCUGAAACAAGCCACUGAGUUUAAGUGGAAUAAGAGGGUGAAUGUUGUUAAAGGGGUGGCUAAUGCUUUAUUUCAUAUGCAUCAUGGCUGUUCAAUUCCCAUUGUUCAUCACGACAUAUCAAGCAAGAAUGUUCUUCUAAGUUUUGACUAUGAAGAAGCUCGCGUCAUUGCCUUUGGACAACAAAGUUUUUGA
This is a messenger RNA of Neltuma alba, 2193 nucleotides long. Its product is annotated as MDIS1-interacting receptor like kinase 2-like. Gene Ontology annotation, biological process: protein phosphorylation. Lineage: Eukaryota; Viridiplantae; Streptophyta; Magnoliopsida; Fabales; Fabaceae. The record is from RefSeq and is a predicted model, not a curated record. Gene Ontology annotation, molecular function: protein binding; ATP binding; protein tyrosine kinase activity. The transcript has 2 exons. Bases 1 to 2193 code for a protein of 730 amino acids.